Molecule: messenger RNA, 1039 nt
Organism: Corticium candelabrum
Lineage: Eukaryota; Metazoa; Porifera; Homoscleromorpha; Homosclerophorida; Plakinidae
Exons: 2
Coding region: 93-791 (232 amino acids)
Source: RefSeq, a predicted model, not a curated record
ACAGAGCUAAAGGAUGCUCAGUUGGAUGCAAGAGAAGCCAUAAAGGAGGCAGAACGUCUUACAUACCUAAGUCAAAACGUGGAAGCAUUACGAUGUCUGGCAAUAGCUAUUCGACAGUCUGUUACAAAAUUGAAAGAGCAGAUGCACAGUCAACAGAAGGCCUCUUGCUUCUACCAUCAUUACGCAGCAAAUCCUCGAAGAGAGCAACAGCCAGAAGACUGGUAAAAGAAGCCAAACGAGUAAAGCAAAAAGCAAAAAGUGAACAAACAGUAAGUGAACUACCACCACGAAAGAAACGUAAGACAAUUCAUAGCAAGAGAGUGGGGAUAAAGGCUGACCGCAUGAGACACGAAAACUCAACAAUGAAAGACCGGCAAGGACGGAAACGGAAACUCACAGAUGCAGUCAACCCUCACACUAGAGAAACAGAAGCUAGAAUCAGCUGUAACGCCUCCAUUGACUUCAAUCAGAAUGCAGCAAAUGUAGACUUUCAAUGCAACAGUAAAUCACUCCUCCCCGUCACACCUACAUUGUGUGAACCAACCUUCCAAAGCAAAAGUAGAAGCAGUCUUGACUUUCUAAGACGGGCAUCCAGCAUACUAACAACUUCCACAUCUGGUUUACAAAAAGAGAAACAACUUCAACAAAUAGCUCAUUCCUAUGCCGACAGUCAGGCGAAGGCAGCACAACUGCCAAUUGAGUCUGCAGAGACAAACACAAAUUCUGCUAACCAUGUAGAACACUUUGAUGAGCCAGAAACUGAUGGCGCAAAAAGAUUUGAAAUCAGAUAACUACGAAGACAACUGGAUAAACAACAGAGUGACAUAGAUAAUUCAGCAAUGAAAUCGACGCAAUCUACAGUAAACUGCCAAGUGAUUAAUACUACACGUGAUCCAAUAGGUUCUGACAAUGAAUUUUACAAUUUCAUCAUUUGUUGCUAUAGUUUAGUUGCUGUUUUCUUUAUAGAUUGCACAAGACCAUCAACACAGGUUUGAAAAUAACACAUUAUUGUAUGAUCCCUAUUAUCAUUCGCCAACAC